AAUGGAGUUGAAAGGUGAAAAUGACAUGGUUGUUUUGGUAAACGAAUAGGAAGGAACCACGUGAUGAAAUGGACAUGAAGAGAAAAGGGUGCUAGGUUUAAUAUAAAUAGAAGUAAGAAGCAGUUAGUGGUUGUGAAGAGAGGAGGCAAGCGACCAAACCUCAGAGAAAUAACAGUAUUAGAGGAAGAAAAGAGAAACAAGACCGUUGUUAAUUAGAUACAGGAGAUCAGCGAACAUGGGAAGAUCUCCUUCUAGUGAUGACUCUGGUCUCAAGAAAGGUCCUUGGACUCCUGAAGAAGAUGAGAAACUUGUGAACUAUGUCCAAAAACAUGGCCAUAGUAGCUGGAGAGCUCUUCCUAAGCUUGCUGGUCUUAACAGGUGUGGGAAGAGUUGUAGGCUAAGAUGGACGAACUACUUGAGACCUGACAUCAAGAGAGGGAAAUUUUCUCCAGACGAGGAACAAACUAUCUUGAACCUUCAUGCAGUUCUUGGAAAUAAGUGGUCAACGAUUGCAAACCACUUACCGGGGAGAACAGACAACGAGAUCAAGAACUUCUGGAACACUCAUCUGAAGAAAAAGCUGAUCCAAAUGGGAAUAGACCCAAUGACUCACCUGCCUAGAACUGAUAUCUUCUCCAGCUUAUCUCAGCUCAUGUCUCUGUCCUCUAACUUAAGAGGUUUUGUUGAUAUGCAGCAACAGUUUCCAAAUGGUCAAGACCAAACUAUACUGAAACUCCAAACCGAGAUGGCCAAACUCCAGUUGUUCCAAUACCUUCUCCAACCACCUACCAUGAGUAACAACAUUAGCAACCCUAAUGACUUUGACAUUCUCAGUCUCCUUAACUCCAUUGCCUCCUUCAAAGAAAUUACCAGCAACAAUCUAGACCUUGGUUCCUAUCUUCAGGACUUUAACAGCUUACCAUCCUUAAAAACCCUAAACUCCAACAUUGGACCAUCUUCUGUUUUCCCCCAAAUUCCUGAAGACAAUCACUUCAAGUUCUGUAAUGAAAGGGAGAACUUACCAGUAUCUCCAAUCUGGCUCUCGGAUCCUACCAACUCUAACCAGAACAUGCUACCAUCUCUUGAUCCUUCCUCUGCGGUGAGUGAUGAUAUGAUUAGAAACCAAUAUGUUAUUGAACAUGUCAAUAGCAAUCUCACCUCUUCAAGUCAAGAGUCAGGAGCUUCAGCUUCAGCUGCAUGGCCUGAUCAUCUAUUGGAUGAUUCCAUAUUUUCCGACAUUAUUCCUUAGCCUUUGCUGGUAUGU
Molecule: messenger RNA, 1264 nt
Organism: Brassica napus (rape)
Lineage: Eukaryota; Viridiplantae; Streptophyta; Magnoliopsida; Brassicales; Brassicaceae
Product: transcription factor MYB92-like
Exons: 3
Coding region: 236-1249 (337 amino acids)
Source: RefSeq, a predicted model, not a curated record